Sphenostylis stenocarpa is the source of this 1263-nucleotide messenger RNA. The record is from the annotation of a GenBank genome assembly. NCBI's taxonomy places the organism in Eukaryota, Viridiplantae, Streptophyta, Magnoliopsida, Fabales, Fabaceae.
AUGCAAAUGCAAAUGCAACAAACGCAGCAGCAGGCCACGACGGCACCAAUCUCAAUCUCCACUCCUCCUCCCUCCUCCGGUGGCUCCGCUUCCGAGGCACCGCCGAAGCAGGUUGCUCAAGCAAUGGACAAACUCGGACAGGCUGAAAGAAUCAUCGCCGAUAUCCGAAUCGGCGCCGACCGCCUCCUGGAAGCGCUCUUCGUCGCGGCAGCGCAGCCUCACCAAGGCAACAAGCCUCUCCAAGUGUUCCUCAAGGAAGAUGCCUGCAUGCGUCAGUAUCUUCAAGACCUUAAAUCGCUUGGUAAGGAGUUGGAAGAGUCUGGAGUUCUCAGUGAAUCACUUAGGUCGAGGAAAGAUUUUUGGGGCUUGCAUAUGCCGCUUGUUUGUCCAGAUGGCGCUGUGGUUGCAUAUGCGUGGAAACGACAGCUUGCAGGUCAAGCUGGCGCUUCUGCCGUUGACAGAACCAGGUUAGCACUCAAAGCCUUCACUGAUCAGAAAAGGCGUUUUUUCCCACAUCUUGAUGAUGGACUUGAAACUGGUGACCCAGCUUCAAAGAAAUGUUGUCGGUCUGACGAAAUUACAGUGGAUACCAAGGAAGAAAUUAGAUUUCUGAGGACGCUACCAGAUGUUCUGAAGUCUGUGGAGAAGGAUGUGCCAAGUCUGAAAAUUUUAACUUUUGAACGAUUGGACUGGUUAAAAAGAGCUUCCUCGCUUACCUCAUCAACAAAUGAGAGUUCUCUGGAACAUAACUAUCAUGGUUCUAAUAAGCUAAGGCUUGGAUCUGUGGGAACUGUUGCUGAAGAAAAGAUUGCUGUGAUAGAAAUGUUAUUUCCAUCUGUUUUCAGAGCUGUUAUAUCCUUGCAUCCUGCUGGUUCCAUGGAUCCUGAUGCUGUGGCUUUGUUUUCUCCAUAUGAGAAUGGAAGCUAUGUGCAUGCAAGGGGUUUUUCAGUUCAUCACGUGUUUAGACAUAUUACGGCGUAUGCAGAGACAGCUCUGCAGUAUUUUCUUGGGAACCAAACUGAAACGAGUCUGUAUUGUCUUUUGCACUGGAUUUGUAGCUACCAGACUCUGUUUUCAAAAUCAUGCAGCAAAUGCUCACGGCUACUUGCAAUGGAUAAACAAUCAACCUUACUGCUACCUCCAGUCCAUCGACCUUAUUGGCAGUUUUCCUUUUCAAAAAUUUUGACAAACAUAUCCUCAAAGGACCAGAAUUCGGAUAUUACUCUGGCGUAUCAUAUUGGCUGCCUCUCUGAGGAAAUAUAA